AUGCCGACAUCUGAGAAUGACCCGCAUGUCUCGGUGAACUUCUUUCACUCAUCAAGAUUUCUCACGGCUCUUCUCAUACUAGUGUGCAUGGUACAAUCAGCCACAUACGGUUAUGACGGUUCCAUGAUGAACGGGCUCAACAUCCUGCCUUCCUAUACAGGUUAUUUUAGUCUCAACACCGUGAACACCGCAUUGAACACUUCCGCCGUCGGCAUUGGAAACUGCGUCGCUGGCUUUUUCAAUGGCAUGAUGUGUGACUAUUUUGGCCGGCGUCUCACACUGUUCUACGCCUCUUGCAUAGCCUUAGUGGGUAUUAUCAUACAAUCUGCAGCUCAGAAUACUGGGAUGUUCAUUGCUGGCCGUAUAAUUAUCGGCUUCGGCGUUGGGGUAUCUUCCGCAGCAUCACCCACUUACCUAUCUGAAGUGGUACCCAGCAAAUGGCGUGCAUUCACCCUCGGCCUCUACUAUGACUGCUGGUACGUUGGCGCUCUCAUUGCAGCGGGGGUUACAUAUGGCACCGCAAAAUUGGAUUCAACAUGGGCAUGGAGAGCUCCAUCCAUCCUGCAGGGCUUGUUCAGUGUAGUUUGUAUUAUUCUUUUACCUUUUGUUCCUGAGUCUCCACGUUGGUUGGUCUACCAGGGCCGUAGCCAGGAAGCUCUUGAGGCCCUUGCAGCCGCAAACUCUGAUGGGGACACUUCUCAUGAAGAAGUUCUGAUUCAAUUCAGCGAGAUCACAGCUGCUAUCCAGUGGGAGAAAAGCCAAGGAGAGAAAUUGACACUUGUAGAGACGGUCAAGACCCCUUCUAAUCGCAAACGGAUGAUGCUGUCUAUCUCAGUUGCGAUAUUUUCAAUGAUUUCAGGGAACAAUAUCAUUUCGUAUUAUUUAGGUGACAUGCUGGAUAAUUCGGGAAUAACAAACACCACCACCCAACUGGAAAUCAAUAUCAUUCUCAAUUGCUUCUGUCUUCUCAUCAGCAUCAUGGGCACCGCGUAUGCCGAUCGUCUGGGUCGUCGUACUCUGGCGAUUAGUAGCACUGCGCUGCUCACGCUCUUCAUUUUCAUCAUGGGCGGAUUGACCAAGCUCUACGGUACCACGUCAAACAUGUCAGGCAUAUACGCGACAGUGGCAUCUAUCUUCCUCUUUCAGGGGAGCUAUAGCUUUGGCUGGACGCCUCUGAGUGUGAUAUACCCACCGGAAGUAUUGCAUUAUUCAAUUCGAGCUAACGGGAUGGGUGUAUACACGUUCUUUGCUUCUGGGUUCGGGCUCUUGGCUACCUUCGCUUUCCCCAUUGGGCUUGAGAAGAUUGGCUGGAAGAUCUAUAUGAUCAAUGGUGCUUGGGAUGUAUUGGAACUGCUUUUCGUGAUUUUCUUCUGGGUUGAGACGAAAGGGAAAACGUUGGAGGAGAUUGAUGAGUUGUUGGAUGAUGCAAAGCGUAAUGCUGUUCGUGAUCUGGCCUUCCUUGAAAAGAAUGCUGGUGAGGUUAUUAUCGGCCAAGAGGUAGUUGAGACUCAGAAAAUUGCCCCCAAGAAUUCCAAGGACAAGUAG
This is a messenger RNA of Penicillium pulvis, 1545 nucleotides long. RefSeq names its product MFS sugar transporter-like protein. Gene Ontology annotation, cellular component: membrane. Gene Ontology annotation, biological process: carbohydrate transport; transmembrane transport. Gene Ontology annotation, molecular function: carbohydrate:proton symporter activity. Bases 1 to 1545 code for a protein of 514 amino acids. The transcript is spliced from 6 exons. The record is from RefSeq and is a predicted model, not a curated record. Lineage: Eukaryota; Fungi; Ascomycota; Eurotiomycetes; Eurotiales; Aspergillaceae.